CGAGAACCGCCAGCAGCGCAAUUUCUGACACCAGGCCUUUACGCCUUCGUCCCGAGAAGCGAUCGGCGUCAAACGCUCUUCACCUGCCCCAUAGAAGGCGAAGAGUGCGAACUAGCCUGCGCUCGAGUCCUACUUGGCUCAACACUCCCCCCUCAUCCAUCCUGUUUUCAGCGGUAAGCUUCAUAGCAGUCCGCGCUGCACUAGAAACCCGAUCCUUGCUGGCGUGCCCCAAUACCCCGCAAGCGGGAUCGACUUAAGCUCCCUCAGAAUAUUUCCGAGACCACCGCCAUGGAGGCAGGGCCUUCCCGUCCCACGCUGAAAAGGGCGUGCCCGGACGCUGACUGCAGCCAAUUCGCCCAGACUCCCAGGGGACUCUGCCAGAUCGCACCAGUCGGCGACGCCCCGGUUGACACGACCAUUGAUAUCAUCGCCAUUCACGGCUUGGACACCGAGUCUCCGCGGACAUGGGAGUUCAAGAACAAAGGAGGGGGCCGGGUUGUGAACUGGCUGUCGGACCGCGACAUGCUGCCGGCGGCCCUACCAGAGGCCCGCAUAUUCACCUACGACUGGAACGCAAAUUACUUCAAAGAUGCGCCGGUGCAAACGCUACUCGGCCAUGCCGACACGCUGCUCGGUCUCGUCGCCGAAGGUCGAGGUUUGCAAACGCGACCGAUCAUCUUCAUCGCCUCCUGUUUUGGGGGGCUUAUCUUGGCCGAGGCUAUCAAUCGAGCGGCCCAGACAGGCAGCGCGUACGGACGUGUUUUGCUUUCCACUGUCGGAAUUGUGUUUCUCGCCACUCCGUUCCAAGGCAGCGAUGCCGCCAAGCAGGCUCGGUGGCAGGUGCUUGUUACCGGCAUUAUGGGAAACCAGGCCUCUGACCGUCUCAUACAAGACCUCGAGCAGAGACACGACUUCGUUCUCCAACGGGUUCAGAAAUUCACGGAGAUCGUGAACGCCGAGGCGGUGCGGCUGCCUCUGCAUUGUUUUUUCGAAACCAGGAAGACGGAGAUGUUAAACCGCAUCCUAUCGCGUGGUUGGGCCAAGCGGCUCUCUACUGGAGUGACCCACAGGAUGCUUGUGACGGACUCUUCGGCCUGCCUUCAUGGCUUUCCUCGCCAGGGGCUAGAUGCAAACCAUUCGCUCAUGAACAAAUUCCAGGGGCCAGAUUGCCCCAACUUUAAACUCGUCAAAGAUGCUCUCAGACAGUUCGCUGACAACGCAUCGGCUGUUUUGGGACGCCGGAAGACCUCCGCCCCGGACCAGCACUGGAUCGUCCCGUUCGGACGUAACAAGGAAUUCGUCGGCCGUGAACCGAUUCUCAAGGACCUUCUCGCCAGGGUCCCUCCUACCGUAGAUAAGGAUGACUGCCAGCGGACCGCCAUCGAAGGCUUGGGAGGGGUUGGAAAGACGCAGAUCGCCCUCGAGGCCGCCUUUCGCGUCCGCGAUGCGCAUCCGGACUGCUCGGUCUUCUGGGUUCCGGCCGUGGAUGGCACCAGCUUUGAGAACGCAUGCCGCACAAUCGGCCAGCAGCUCAGGGUACAGGGGAUCGACGAAGAGAAAGCAGACGUCAAGGCACUUGUCAAGACAGCCUUGAGCCGCGAAAGUAUGGGCAGCUGGCUUUUGAUCGUCGACAAUGCCGACGACACAGACCUUCUCUUCGGCGACACUGCCCUCGCCGACUAUCUUCCAUUCAGCCGGAGUGGAUCUAUUUUAUUCACCACGCGGAAUCACGAAGUCGCGCUAAAUCUAGUCGAAUCCGAGAGGCGUGCCAUCCCAGUUGAAGAGAUGAGUAGAGACGAAGCUCUUGAGCUGUUGAAGACAAGCUUGAAGGAAGAGCAGAUCCGCGAUAUCACAAGCACGACAGCAUUGCUGGGAUUUCUUGCCAAUCUCCCUCUGGCGAUACGGCAGGCGUCUGCUUAUAUCGCAAAGAUGCAGAUCUCGACGACACAAUACCUUGAGUUGUUCAAGUCUAGUGACGAGAAUAUGAUCAAGCUGUUGAACGAGGGCUUCGGCGACCGACAUCGAUAUAAGAGCAUUCAAAAUCCCGUUGCCACAACUUGGCUGAUUUCGUUCCAGCAUAUCUCAGAUCACAAUCCGCUAGCGGCCGACUACCUCAGAUUUAUGUGCUUCCUAUCCGAGAAGGAAAUUCCACAAUCUUUGCUGCCGCCGGCUGGGCCGCUAAAGACGGUUGAAGCGAUCGGGACUCUAAAGGCGUACGCAUUCGUCACACAACGUGAAGAAUCAGAUACAUACGACAUCCACAGGUUGGUUCGGAUAUCGAUGCUAAGCUGGUUAGCACAAAACGGGAAGCAAAAAGAAUGGAUCGGCAGAGUGUUACAACAUCUCACAGAUGUGUUUCCCUCUCCGAAACACGAAAACAGAGACCUGUGGCUGAGAUAUCUUCCGCAUACGCAACAUGCUCUUGAGUUGCGGAAGAGUACAAAUGACAAGGAGGCACCGGCAGAUCUUCUGUCUAAUGUGGGUGGGAGCUUUUAUAUGUUAGGAAAAUAUCAAGAUGCGAGUCAAAUGUUUCGGCAGGCCCUGGAGUUGACGGAGAAGGUGCUAGGCAAGGAGCAUCCCAACACCCUCACAAGCAUGGGCAGCCUUGCAACCGCGCUUUGGGGCCAGGGGAAGUAUAAAAAGGCCGAGCAGAUGCAUCGGCAGGCCCUGGAGUUGAAAGAGAAGAAGGUGCUAGGCAAGGAGCAUCCCGAGACCCUCACAAGCAUAAGUAACAUUGCAACCGCGCUUUGGGGCCAGGGGAAGUAUAAAGAGGCCGAGCAGAUGCAUCGGCAGGCCCUGGAGUUGAAAGAGAAGGUGCUAGGCAAGGAGCAUCCCAACACCCUCACAAGCAUGGGCAGCCUUGCAACCGCGCUUUGGGGCCAGGGGAAGUAUGAAGAGGCCGAGCAGAUGCAUCGGCAGGCCCUGGAGUUGACGGAGAAGGUGCUAGGCAAGGAGCAUCCCAACACCCUCACAAGCAUGGGCAGCCACGGAGAAGGUGCUAGGCAAGGAGCAUCCUAA
This is a messenger RNA of Phialemonium atrogriseum, 3018 nucleotides long. Its product is annotated as putative kinesin light chain. The coding region runs from base 289 to 3018 and encodes 909 amino acids. Gene Ontology annotation, molecular function: protein binding; ADP binding. NCBI's taxonomy places the organism in Eukaryota, Fungi, Ascomycota, Sordariomycetes, Cephalothecales, Cephalothecaceae. The transcript has 6 exons. The record is from RefSeq and is a predicted model, not a curated record.